This is a messenger RNA of Bacillus rossius redtenbacheri, 1163 nucleotides long. Its product is annotated as chondroitin proteoglycan 2-like. The coding region runs from base 286 to 912 and encodes 208 amino acids. The transcript has 2 exons. Gene Ontology annotation, cellular component: extracellular region. The record is from RefSeq and is a predicted model, not a curated record. Gene Ontology annotation, molecular function: chitin binding. NCBI's taxonomy places the organism in Eukaryota, Metazoa, Arthropoda, Insecta, Phasmatodea, Bacillidae.
GCCAAAGUUAAGUCACAUUUUCUACUAUCAGCUGUGUUCGAUGCAAUACCCUUGUAAUUGUGAUAGCUUCUAUUCUAGGAAUCAUGCACCUGUGUUGAAACGUGUUGCGUGCGGCGGUGUUCAAGGGUAGAGAUAAAGUGGGUGACAGUGAUUGGAAGGCGAUAUUGACGCCAGAUAGCGGUGUCCGGCUGAGGGAGGCAUAUAACCAGGCUGCGAGACAACCUGUCCACUCAGUCUUCCUUGCUUGGAAUCAUUCCGCCCGGCAGAGCACACUUCACUCUCGACAUGGCCGGAACCAAGGUGCUCGCGCUGAUGAUGUUGGCGAGCGGCGCACUCGCCGUGCCCAUGUCGCGGCAGGCCAGUGCGAUAGUGUGCCCCGACCAGAACGAGACCACCAUCGAGGUGCCCUUCGCCAACCCCGAGAACUGCAGCACCUUCUACGAGUGCGACAACGGCCAGGCCAAGCUGCUCGCCUGCCCCGCCAACACCUUCUUCAGCAGCAAGACCCGCACGUGCGCCUUCAAGAAGGACUCGGACUGCCCCAAAUCGGCGAGCCUGUUCUCGCUGUCGCUCGACGACGGCGACGCGGGCGUCAACUUCACGUGCCCGGCCGAGCCGGACAACAUCACGUCCACCUACUACCCCAACCCCGCCAACUGCAGCACCUUCUACGAGUGCUCCAACGAGGUGCCCGUCCUCCUGGAGUGUCCGAAAAAGCUGUACUUCAACGCCCGCCUCUGCGUGUGCACGCUGCCCAAGAAGUCCCACUGCACGCAGCCAGAUGACGGAGACGACGGUUUUGAGGCGUUUGAAGACGACGCAUCUGGAAUCAUGUCUGAUUAUGAAAGGCUUCAGCUGAAGGAGCACCUGGAGAGAGUGUACAGUGGCAGAUGUCGUAAACAGGACCUUUAGCAACAUUUUAAAUUUUAUAAAUUAACCUUCGAAAAUUUUGUGAAAUAAAACACACGCAUGCACUUAAAUAAAGAAUUAUUCUAGUUUUAACUGAAAAUUCAUUUUUAGUAAAACUAUAACUACCAGUAAUAAACAUACUAACAUUUUAAUUUAAAAAAAUCUUGUUUCAAAUGUAAUUCGAGCUCUAUGAAUGUAUGUUUGUAUUACUACAACACUACGAAAAUGUUUAUUAAAAUUUAUAUACUAAAGUA